AGUGGAAAACCAACAAUUAAGUCUCUCAACUUUUAUCUAAACAGGUUCACCAGUGUUGUCCACUCUUCGUUAAAUAAGAUGAACAUUCUAGGGUUCAACUCGGAAUGAUAACUAUCAAACUGCAAUUAAUAACCAAUCAUCAUCAGUGAAGUUGGAUGGCAAGGACAGUCUGUAGAACAUUACUUCUGCAGAUACUAGAGGAGUGCUCUUGAAAAUAGUUGAAUCAUUUUGGUUUACGAGUUUAGAAUUUUAUUAAACGAAUAAAGUGGAUGAGAAUACAGUAUCGAGUCGCAUUCAAGUAACGAAAGUGGAUUGGAUAAGAUGCGAUAUUUCGCACGGCAAACGGUGCUGGUUCUCACGCUUUUGUGCUUGUUCCGGAUCGCUAAUGUGAAUGCUCAACAAGGUGAUUUAGCGGUCGGUGAUGAAUGUGUGGUCCAGCGAACGAACGCUCCCGGUAUCUGUCGGUUCGUUUCUGAGUGUGCAUCUGUGAUUGAUGAUAUACGAAACCGCCGGGGAAGUCCUACAAAGUGUGGAUUUGCGAACAAAGUGCAGAUAGUUUGUUGCUCAGACGGAGUUCAGCUAAGGACAACAUCAACCGAUGCUCCGAUAACAUCGACCAUGAUCAACCAUCCCCGGAUAGUGGAAAAAUGUGCUGAAUUCGGCGAGGCCGUAUUUUCCAAAGAGUACGUCAGUUCAUUGGGCGUCGAUGAACCGAAGCUGCACCGGCUGGACAAGUGCGGUCACAAAGCAGUCGAGCUGAUUGUUGACGGUGAGGCUGCAAAAUCGAGGGAAUUCCCCCACAUGGCACUGAUUGGCUACGGUGAAGCACCUGCGGUACACUACCUGUGCGGUGGCUCGUUGGUAUCCGACCGGUUCGUACUGACCGCUGGCCACUGUGUCAUCUCAGCUCAACAUGGACCUGCUACUGCAAUCCGGUUAGGCGAGCUUGCAUUGGACUCCUCAAAUGAUGAAGCCUUUCCGGAGGACUUCGGCGUCGCUGAACUGAUUCCGCAUCCUGAAUACAAGCAAACCUCACAGUAUAACGAUAUCGCUCUGAUUAAGCUGGACAGAAAGGUUAUCUUCUCCCCGUACAUAAGACCGAUCUGUCUUCCGACAAAGGCUGACUUCAAUAAUAAUCGUGCCAUUGCCACCGGUUGGGGAACCAUCGGGUACGGAGAGGGAACAAGCGCAAUUCUUCUCAAGGUAGUGCUGGAAAUGUUUACCUACGACGAAUGUGACAGCCAGUUUGAAGCGAAUCGUAGACUGAAGGAUGGUAUACAACGGGAAAGUCAGCUAUGUGCCGGCUCACGAAACUCCUCAAAGGACACAUGCCAGGGCGAUUCUGGUGGGCCGCUUCAAAUCUAUAACGACGAAAAUGUCUACUGCACAUACACAAUCAUCGGAAUUACAUCUUUCGGCAAAUACUGUGGUCUGGCAGGAUCUCCUGGUGUCUAUACUCGCGUUUAUCAAUAUAUUUCAUGGAUCGAGAAUCUUGUAUUCUAG
Molecule: messenger RNA, 1503 nt
Organism: Sabethes cyaneus
Lineage: Eukaryota; Metazoa; Arthropoda; Insecta; Diptera; Culicidae
Product: venom protease-like
Exons: 5
Coding region: 322-1503 (393 amino acids)
Biological process (GO): proteolysis
Molecular function (GO): serine-type endopeptidase activity
Source: RefSeq, a predicted model, not a curated record